CCGUUAUGGCAUCUAGGAAAUGGUCACGAUCGAUUAAUCUUCUGUGUUUAAGCCUUCUUGCUCUCCUCGUGCAUUCGUGUGGAGGGAAUGUGGUGGUGUUGGAGAAUGAGGGAGGGACGGGACGUGGACCCUGCGUGGAAGGGGAGCAUGGAGAGGGAGUGAAUUGUGAUGAAGAUGAUACCAUUGAGGUUAGGUACGACCUCCUGUGGAACUCGGACAUCGCGACAUACGAGUUCAACGACGACCUGGCUUCAGUCAGCUGCUUCAACGACUCCGUAUGUAUAGCGUGUUUGCCGGACCUGGAUGUCGCCCUCAUGCAGAAUUCUCCCCUCCCGGCCGCGCCCUUCUGUGACAUUGACCGAAACGCCACAGGCCCCGGGCGGUGCACCUGCGGGGAAGGUCGGUGCGUGUCUUACAGCAGGGACAGCAGCACGAGUUCGGUCUACUAUUACUGUGGGCCUUGCGGUUGGGUCGGAGCGCGGUGCGUGGAGAGCAACUGCACGCACAAGCAAGCCGAAUGCUCCAACGGAUACUGCGAAUGCGUGCAAAAUGGCCUUUUCUAUGACCUUAAUUUCUGUUAUUAUCCAUACUUCGGCAAGACCAUGAUUCUGGAGAUGUUAGCAAGCAGUGUCAUUGUUAUUGCUAUGUGCGGUGUCCUCGCCUUCUCCUACAACAGGCUAGGAAGGUCUCGUCAGCGUGAUGAUAGUUCCUCGACAUUUCCUUGGAGGCGCGGAAGCAGAUCCCGUGAGUCUCCAGCAUCGGAUACGCCCCCAACAUAUGAUGAUGUGGUGGACAAGUUGCCGUCCUAUCAAGAUGCCCUGAAAAUGAGCCCAAAGGCGGACGACAACGAAGGUAUAACAAACUUUGCCUUUGAGAUGGAACUUUCACCCGCCCCGCCCCCUCCCUACGAGGAAAGCAUGCAACAGAAAACGGAGGAGGAAGAGAGCAUGCAACAGAAAACGGAGAAGAAAGAGAGAAUGCAACAGAAAACGGAGGAGGGAGCGACCGUCACAGAAAACGGGGGAAACGACCAGCCCUUCAUGGGAAACCCUGAAGGAGACUCGCCUGCGCAGAUUAGCCAAUCGCAAAGCCAUAAUGUUCUAGGCCAGCCGAUCGAACAGCCACUUCAGAAUGCGAUGCACGACCUGCAGCGGGGCAGUCCGAACUAGUAUGCUUGGUGUUGGUCAUACAACAUACAACCCCCGGUAGACAAGAGCAAACUGUACUGACGUAUCAUGUCCAAGAUUUCUUUUAGCCAAAAUAUGGUAAAGUUAACCAAAUGAUAUGGCGUGAUUAAUAAUACAUGAUUAUAUAUAUUAUAUAUAUGUAUAUAUAUAAAAUAUCUAUCUAUCAUUAUACAUAUACACACUCACACACACACACACACACACACACACACAUACACACACACACACACACACACACACACACACACACACACAACACACACACACACACACACACACACACACACACACGCACACACACACACACACACAUAAGUAUGCACUCUCCUUUCUUAUCUAACCUUCUAAAUAUACGUGAUUUGAGUCGCUGAAAAAAGCGGAGGAAUUAUCAGAUGCAAAUAUAUAUAAAUGAUAUGAUAUACGAUAAUAAUAAUAAUAAUAAUAAUGUUUGUAAUCCAUGUGAUCUUUUUUCCGAGUUGAGUGUCCAUUCUCUCUGAUUUAUCUACCUAUCUAUCUACAUAACGCAUUCCCGUACAUAUUAUACAUGUACCAUUAAUAUACAAACAAAAAUAAACAAGUUCUAUUAAUCUCU
Molecule: messenger RNA, 1779 nt
Organism: Penaeus monodon (black tiger shrimp)
Lineage: Eukaryota; Metazoa; Arthropoda; Malacostraca; Decapoda; Penaeidae
Exons: 8
Coding region: 6-1169 (387 amino acids)
Source: RefSeq, a predicted model, not a curated record